Corylus avellana is the source of this 2005-nucleotide messenger RNA. It is a transcript of the gene SWA1, whose product is annotated as transducin family protein / WD-40 repeat family protein. Gene Ontology annotation, cellular component: nucleolus. Gene Ontology annotation, biological process: rRNA processing; positive regulation of transcription by RNA polymerase I. The record is from RefSeq and is a predicted model, not a curated record. Gene Ontology annotation, molecular function: protein binding. NCBI's taxonomy places the organism in Eukaryota, Viridiplantae, Streptophyta, Magnoliopsida, Fagales, Betulaceae.
GCCCGAUAGAAUUUCACCUUCACUACUCUCAAACCAAACUUAAACCCUAAACCCUCCCUCUCUCUUCUGGCACCAUCUCAUCUCGGCCUCACACUCUCUUUAGCUCCCGCCGACUUCAUUUAACGCCAGCGUCUCUUGUCGCCGCCGGCUGCUGAUCUCCCGAAACCCAAAGGGUAAUGAUGGAGGUGCCAAGGCAAAAUUCAACGUUCAAACCCAUCAAACCCAAGCUCAGACCAAAGCCCAGAACCCCCACGCAAACCCCAGAGUCCAAGUACUGGUCCUCCUUCAAGAAUCACCAAAUCUCAAACCUCAUCUCUUCCAUCACCUCUCUCACCUUCUCUCCCACUCCACCACACACCUUCGCCGCAACCCACUCGACCUCGCUCACCCUCUUCAGCCCCCAAACCCUCUCCCCCUCCUCUACUAUCUCCUCCUUCCCUGAUGUCGUCUCUUGCGCCUCGUUCCGCUGCGAUGGCCUCCUGAUUGCCGCCUCGGACCUAUCGGGCCUAGUUCAAGUCUUUGAUGUCAAAACCCGGACCCCACUGCGUAAGCUUCGGUCUCACACGCGCCCAGUACAUUAUGUUCAAUACCCAGUUCAUGAUAAGCUACAUUUGGUCUCUGCUGGUGACGAUGCCCUCGUCAAGUACUGGGAUGUAGCUGCCGAGACCCCAAUUGUAGAUUUUCGGGGUCAUAAGGAUUAUGUGCGUAGUGGUGAUUUUUCACCUGUUAGUCAUGAAAUGUGCGUCACUGGGUCAUAUGAUCACACGGUUAAGCUUUGGGACGUGAGGGUGACUGAUUCCAAGUGGGUUAUGGAGGUGAACCAUGGAAAACCUGUUGAAGAUGUGAUUUUUUUGCCAUCCGGGGGGUUGGUUGCUACAGCGGGUGGGAACUCAGUUAAGAUAUGGGAUUUGAUAGGGGGUGGAAAGAUGAUUUAUUCAAUGGAGAGUCAUACAAAGACGGUUACAUCAGUUUGUGUAGGGAGAGUUGGGAAGGAAAGUGGAGAGGAGGGGAGGGAGUAUAGAGUUUUUAGUGUGGGAUUGGAUGGGUAUAUGAAGGUUUUCGACUAUGGGAGGGCGAAGGUAACGCAUUCGAUGAGGUUCCCAGCGCCACUUAUGUCAAUUGGGUUUUCGCCUGAUUGUGGGGUGAGAGUGAUUGGGAGUUCUAAUGGGAUAAUGUAUGUUGGGAAGAGGAAAACAAAGGAGGAGAAUGUGGAGAGUGGUAUCAAGAGUUUUUGGAGUUUAGGCCAGGAGGAGGAGAAAAGGGUUAUGAGGCCUUCAUAUUUUCGUUAUUUUCAUAGAGGACAAGGGGAGAAGCCUAAGGAGGGAGAUUACAUGGUAGUGAGGCCGAAGAAGGUGAAGUUAGCAGAGCAUGAUAAGUUGUUGAAGAAGUUUAGGCAUAAGGGGGCUUUGGUGUCAGUGUUGGGCAGUAAGAAUCCAGAGAAUGUGCUGGCAGUGAUGGAGGAAUUAGUUGCGAGGAGGAAGUUGUUGAAAUGUGUUGAGAACUUGGAUAACGAGGAGCUUGGGUUGUUGUUGAGUUUCUUGCAAAAGUACACCACAGUGCCAAGAUACUCAGGUUUGUUGAUGGGAUUGACAAAGAAGGUGCUUGAAAUGCGGGUUGAAGUUAUUAGAGGCUCUGAGGCCUUGGAGGAUCAAAUUAGAAACCUUAAGCGAUCUGUCGACGAGGAGAUAAGGAUACAACAGUCAUUACAAGAGAUACAGGGUAUCAUCUCUCCUUUAUUGAGGAUUGCUGGGAGAAGAUGAAACUUUAUUGCCUCUCUGUUUAUUAUGAGGUAGUUGUAUUAUUUAUUACCUGCUUGCAGCUUUGUCGUCAUGACAAUAGAAAGUUCUGCAAUUUUGUUUCAUGAGAACUCAACGUGUAUUUCUAUUUGUGGUGUUUUUAAUAUUUUGAGGAACUUUAGUUACUUGCUUAGAUAUAUCAUAUUGAGCUCAUUUUUUUCCCAGUGACAUUAUAAUUUGAUGCCUUUUAUGUCGUAUUGUUCCAUGUU